ACCUUUGAGAUUUCUACUUAAGUAAAUCAAGUUACGAUUUCUUAAGAAAAGUUUUAUUCCUUAGCAGUUUGCAGCAUGAAUAAGUCCAAUCAUUUUUUCCAAAAUAUCAUCAAACCCUUUAAACUCAAUUCGCGAAAAGAAGGACAAGAAGAAGACUUGGAAAAGCUUGCUGCAGAAGAACACAAGGACUUCGCUUUCCAAACUUUAGUUUCAGCCACAAAAAACUUCCAUCAUCAAAAUAAACUAGGCCAUGGGGAAUUUGGCCCUGUUUUUAAGGGAAGGUUGGAAGAUGGGAGAGAGAUUGUUGUCAAGAGGUUGUCACAUAACUUAUUUCAGAUGGUUAAGGAAUUAACAAAAGAGGCCCGGUUGUUGACCCGCGUCCAGCACCGCAAUGUUGUGAACUUAUUAGGGUAUUGUGUGCACCCUGAGAAGCUUUUAGUAUAUGAGUAUGUUGUUAAUGAGAGUUUAGACAAGUUUAUAUUUGGAUCUACAAACCAAGAUUCAUUUGAUUGGAAGAGAAGAUAUGAUAUAAUAUGUGGUAUUGCUCGUGGAUUGCGUUAUUUGCAUGAAGGCUCACACGAAUGCUUCAUUCAUAGAGAUCUGAAGGCAAGCAAUAUAUUACUAGACGAAAAAUGGGUACCCAAGAUUGCUGAUUUUGGUAUGGCUACACUUUAUCCUGAAGAUCUGACGCGUUUUAACACACGUGUGGCUGACACCAACGGAUAUAUGGCACCAGAGUAUGCAAUGCACGGUAGUUUAACUUUAAAGACGGAUGUUUAUAGUUUUGGUGUCUUGCUUUUGGAGAUCAUUAGUGGUCAGAAGAACUCUAAUUUUACUAUGGUUUCUGAUUGCAAAAAUCUAUUGGAUUGGGCUUAUAAGAUGUACAAGAAAGGGAAAGCUGUUGAGAUUAUAGAGGCCAGAUUGGUGUCUUUGGUUGAUCCUGAUCAGGUGAUGGCUUGUGUGAAAAUUGGAUUGUUGUGCACUCAAUCUGAUCCCCAGUUACGACCCACCAUGGACCACGUUGUAAUGAUGUUAUCGAAAAAGUCUAGUGCACUUGAUGAGCCAACCCGGCCUGGUAUCCCAGGUACUAGGUACAGAAGGUCCUGGGCCUCUGAUGUUGCCACUAACACUUGAUAUUACAUCUUAAAAUUUGUAACUGUCCGUCUGUCCCAAUCCUGCUAUUAUUGUAUGAUGUAUAUAAAUCAUAUGAAAUCUGCCUGGCAUGAUUUUGACCUUCUAAACAAA
This is a messenger RNA of Erigeron canadensis, 1245 nucleotides long. RefSeq names its product cysteine-rich receptor-like protein kinase 10. Gene Ontology annotation, biological process: protein phosphorylation. The record is from RefSeq and is a predicted model, not a curated record. Lineage: Eukaryota; Viridiplantae; Streptophyta; Magnoliopsida; Asterales; Asteraceae. Bases 76 to 1134 code for a protein of 352 amino acids. Gene Ontology annotation, molecular function: protein kinase activity; ATP binding. The transcript is spliced from 3 exons.